UAAAAACCUGAAUGACAUUUGUCAAACAUCAAACAAUUAACAGCACACAAUAAACACGGAGAUUUUUCACGAAUUAACAAAUAAAUCGAUCGAGGAAUUGUCGCCGAAACGCAAUCCAUCGCCGGAUCAAAGUCUGCAACACAUCUGCGGUGCUGGGACGGCCGCAGCGACGGCGGACUCUCGCUGGCAUAACCUUACAUGACCUGUCAAGUGAAACUAAUUGUCCUGUGAGGCAAAUUGUUGUUACAAAACAACGACGAGUCUUGAAAACGCGUUGUGUAACUGCGGCCGGAGCUGCUGGGGCCCACAAUGUGCGCGCUGUCAUCGGUGGCAACAGUGCUGUUUUGGGUGUGAGAUGUAAACAAGUGACUCUGAGGAGUGAGCACUGGGCAUCAAUGAAGAACUUACACACAGCCAACAUGAUCAGGAAUCCCAGGCUGAAUGGCUUUACAAAGACAACAUCUAAGGUGGAGAAGGCACUGCAUGUUAAGAGCAAGCCUGAUGUGUUGACUGACACAAGUUUGAUGAGUUUGGUCAGUGAGAAGGCACAGAUUAUUGAACAAAUCCACAAGCAAAAUGAUGAGACUAAACAACAGCUACCUUUGCACAGUAUUAUAGGAAUAAGUACCGACGAGAAAUUGUUGAUAAAAGCGGCAAAGAAACCGCGCACGAAGAAAGUGAACAAAUUCGGCCCGCACCAUGAAACCCUCCAGCGGAUAGAAUGUAUCAAUGAGGAUCAGUACAAUCAUUACCAGAAGCACUGGUUCAGCGCCGGUCUGGAGCGAUUGAAGAUCGAAGACAGAUCGCGCGAGGAGCGAUUGGAAAUCACCCGCUAUGAGCUCAAACGCCACCUUAAGCAGCUGAUGCGCGCCAAUGUUGGCCGAGAAGCGCCCUUACCGCAGCUUUUUGACUGGCGAGAAGUGGUUCAGCGUCAUCAGCGCGAGCGACGGAGUCGUGCAAGCAGCACGCGCUUAGUUCGACCGGUAAAUUGCGAUGCCGAUGGCUGCAAGAAACCGGCGCUGCCGUGCGCUCGCCAAUGUCCUUUACAUAUUAUGCGCAAUCCCGAUCAGGUGCUAUUCAACGCGUGCACCGCCAAAUUCGCCGACAAUACCCAGUGUUCCGUUCCAGUGUUCGACGUUUUGCACGAACUACCUCUAUGUAUCGAGCAUGCUCGAAAACGAGACAAUUAUAAAUUGUACCAAGAUGCGAAACCAAAGAAAAUCCGAAAAAAAUCAAAACCCAGCGCGAUGAUUCGACCCCAAAAGCGGACCAAGAAGAAAAAGAAGCCGCCGACAACACCGCCAGGCGCCACACUACCGCCUCCCGCAUUAAAUUCCGUUUCCACCUCAGUGGACGCUACCAUCGAGACGAUUGAAGUUCCUAACCCGAGUAAUAUCCUCGACGCGACGGAGAUCGCCGAUGAUCUCAUGACGGACGUGCCCGAAGAUGUCACCGAGGAUCUCGUCAAUGACGAGAUGGUGAAUCAAGUGCUCGCGAUGCAGGAGCCGGACGCGUUGGGUCAGGUGCUCGCCAACCAGGCGUCGCAUCUUCUCGAAGAAACCGACAUCUCGAACGUGCUCAGCACGAUACAAGCGGACGAAUUCAACGAUUUCUUCACGGUGAAUCGCAACGGCGACUAUGAGCCGACACGCGAGGAAACCGAAGAAUUGGAGCGUGCGCUUGCUGCGGUUGACAAUGACGUCAAAUCCCUGGAGAAACUCAGCCAGACGCAGGGACUGCUCGAUAACUUCCUGGACGAUCACAUGGUGGAGUCGUUUGUGCAAUCGAGUAUCGUCUCCGACGUGUUUCACAACGGAUUCAACACCUGCGGCGAGAAUAUUAUGGUUGGGCAAACGUCGCGGUUGCUCUCCGUGCAGCAGAACUCUCAUUCGUAAUCCACGCUCUUUUUUUCAAAGUGGAUGUUUAACGAGAAAACAUUUGGGAGUUGGAGGGUGUGCAAGUGUGCGUGUUGAAAAACAUAAGUGUAGCGAUGUCAGUCAGGCAUAAAUUUAACUCGUAACUAAAGAAACAAAAAAAAAAUUACUAAAAAAUUAGAACAAAAAUGCAUCCAGUGCAUUGUAGGCAAAUUCAGGGCGUGAUUUUUCAAUGUUAAGCUAAGGAACUACUAGGAAUUAGACGAUUAUAUUCGCGAUGUGUGUCGAAAUUGUUAUUUUUUUAAACUGGCAACGACACAAAUUGAUUUUAGAAGUCCCUAUCAGACGAGUUGGGUUCAUUUUUUUGGGGAUACGAGGUGGGUCAAGGCACAAAAUUGAUGAAAUUGUUGUGUUGACGUGGAUUUGGUUAAUUUUAGACUGCAGCAGUGAAGAUAAAAUACGCUUUGUACAUUUUUUUAAACCGAAUCAAUUUUAGUGAUUAGUUUUUUGCACCCAGCGCGCGCGUAUCACACAAUCGAAUAUUUUAUUUUGGUAAUACAAAUUCAUAAAUAAAACAAAACGAAUGAAAAUUGUGGAUAUUUGUUGUUCAGCUUGAAGAUAUCUUCUGGGAAAGGUUGAUGGAAACGCUUUUGUGGAUAUAACUUUAAAUGCACCGCCAAAAUUUAAUAUUUUUUUAAAUUUUAGUUUCUACAUCACACCUCAAACACUCCUUUUUGGUUUGGAUAGAAUUACUGAACUUGUAGCGCCGUUCGCAAACAAAAUUAUUUAGAUUGUGAUUAUUUUCUUUAAUAUUUUGAAGGAAAACUAAUGUACACUUUAUUUUUGUAAGCAAAUCGCAUCAAAAUCGGUGCUGGAAUCUCAACAUGUUGAAAAAAUUAUACUUAGGCAAAUUGGUGUGCACGAAUCGGUAAAUUAGGUUAUAAAAUUGUCCGACAUUGUUUCUCACUACGAUGUGCAGCUUUAAAACUUAUAACAAAACACGUAGAACUCAAACAUUGUGAUCGCAACCUCCACGAUUACGACACUCACAAGAUGGCCGUCAAUAGAUGAUGGCCAUCUUGAAAGUACGAGAAACUCUUGGAAACUAAUGGGAUAACAAAAAACGGAGACAAAUGAAUAAAACGCAUUUGAUUAGUUUGUAAUGUCUGUAACGAAAUACGCUUCUCUCUAUUUAUUUUUAAAUUUAAUUUUACCGUCGCUAGGGCGUCAGGAGCGGAAUUAUUGCAUCAAUAAUUCAUCUCGCAACAAUUCGUCAGUGUUUGCAUUCUGCAAAAUAAACAAAACACAGAUGAAUCAUGUAAAAUAUUGUAUAGAUACCAGGAUGUGACGAGAUAAUACUUUUAGUUGAGGUUUGUAGUUUGAUUCAAUUGUUUUCCGCCAUCAACACAACAACUAAAAACAGGAAUAACAUUUCGUCCAUUUUGAAAUAUCGUCAUGACUUGUUAGAAACACCUCUCGGGAAAACAGUGAAUCGAAAACAAUUGAACAAACGCAACUUCAACUGCUUAUUGUACGAAUUUACGUUUUAUGUUUCUGUUCGUUAUAAUUCACGACUUCACUGAUUAGCAUUUCUGUAAGCACCACCAAAGCAGUGCAGAGAACAAGAGCAGAUUUAAACUACAAACAGGGCUAAAUGUUUUUGAUAUCGUCUAUGUUGUCUCUGUAUUUAAUGUAAACAUGCAACACACAUUUCACUUAUAAAUCCGGAUUUGAUAUUUGGUAGAGAUUUUGUUGUGCGUGAAACAAAUGAAUGUGAGCAAGCGUCGAGAGUGCGCAGUGGGUGAAACUUUAGAAAUUAGCGUAAUUAAUGAUAUCAAGAAGACGAAAUGACUAUAGAUUACCAUUAAGUGCGACGGUUAAAAAUUGGAAAAAAUGGUGAAACGUGUAAACAAACAAAAAAAAACAGGAUAAAACUAAAAAUGAACAUUUUACGAUACGUGUACAUAUAUACUGAUCAUGAUCAAUUAAACUUUAAGUUGUAGAA
Molecule: messenger RNA, 3879 nt
Organism: Dalotia coriaria
Lineage: Eukaryota; Metazoa; Arthropoda; Insecta; Coleoptera; Staphylinidae
Product: lethal (3) L1231
Exons: 4
Coding region: 396-1895 (499 amino acids)
Cellular component (GO): nucleus
Source: RefSeq, a predicted model, not a curated record